Cucumis melo (muskmelon) is the source of this 1389-nucleotide messenger RNA. RefSeq lists its product as uncharacterized. The record is from RefSeq and is a predicted model, not a curated record. NCBI's taxonomy places the organism in Eukaryota, Viridiplantae, Streptophyta, Magnoliopsida, Cucurbitales, Cucurbitaceae. The transcript is spliced from 4 exons. The coding region runs from base 1 to 1389 and encodes 462 amino acids.
AUGGGACACAGAAAAUAUUUGCCAAGAUAUCAUCCUUAUAGAUUACAGAAAAAGAAUUUUGAUGGUAAGCAAGAGCAUGGAAAGCCUCCACAACCCUUGUCAGGAGAGGCCAUCUACUUCAAACUCAAAGAAAUGUUUUUUUCUUCUGGGAAGAAAUGUGGCAAGAAUAAUAACGAAGGUGGCAAUGACUACUGGAAAAGAAGAUCAGAAUUCUUCGAACUACCAUAUUGGAAGAACUUGCAUGUACGGCAUUGUCUGGACGUAAUGCAUAUUGAGAAGAAUGUAUGCAUGAAUAUAGUAGGAACAUUGCUUGAUUUACCAGGCAAAAGUAAAGAUGGGAUGAAUAGUAGACUUGAUCUACUAGAGAUGAAUAUAAGACCAGAAUUGGCACCAAUGGUUACAGAGCUUGAUGCAUUGCAAGAAGAUAUAGUUAUGACUUUAUGUAAUCUUGAGAAGUAUUUUCCACCCUCUUUUUUCACAAUUAUGGUUCAUCUUGUGAGAGAAGUAAAACUUUGUGGUCUUGUAUAUUUGCGGUGGAUGUACCCAUUUGAAAGAUACAUGAAAGUGUUGAAAAGUUUUGUUCGUAAUAGAAAUCGACCUGAAAGAUGCAUUGCAGAAGCACAAGUAUGUGAAGAGGCUGUUCACUUCUGUUCGAACUUCCUUUCUGGAUUAGAUGAAAUUGGUCUUGGAUCACUAAAUUCAAGGGAAGAGAAACAAACCGAUAGGCCGUUGUCAGCGGGAACCUAUGACCGCCCUGAUAUGCAAGAACUGAAGCAAGCAUAUCUUCACAUUUUACAGAACACUGAAGAAGUACAUCCAUAUAUAGAAGAACAUAUGAACCAUCUCAAAAUUGAAAACCCAAGAAGAGCAAAAAAUGAACAGUGGCUACAAGUUGAACAUAAUCGAUCAUUUGGUGCAUGGAUACGAGAUAAGGUGAUGUGUGAAUUACAUGAAGGAAAGGUAGUCUCGAACACAAUACGAUGGCUUGCACAUGGCCCCAAUUGUGGUGUAAUGACGUAUGAAGGGUAUAUGGUUAACGGAUGUUCUUACCACACUAAGUCUCGUGAUGACCAUCGAAUUGUUCAAAAUAGUGGGAUUAUGUUAGUGGCAACGACAAUGCAGGUGUCUAGUGCGAAGGACAAAAAUCCAGUGAUUGGUGACAUGUCUUUCUAUGGGAUCAUUGAAGACAUUUGGGAAGUUAGUUACAAUACGUUCAAUACUGUUCUUUUCAAAUGCAAAUGGGUUGAAAAUAAGAAUGGUGUUCGAAUAGACGAUCUUCAUUUCACGUUGGUUGACCUUAGCCGAAUUGGACAUUCUUCAGAUUUCUUCAUUAUUGCCACACACGGACAACAAGUCUUUUAUGUCUCAGAUCCUGUUGAUCCAAGAUGA